Aphidius gifuensis is the source of this 1699-nucleotide messenger RNA. RefSeq names its product ATP-dependent DNA helicase Q5-like. Gene Ontology annotation, cellular component: chromosome; cytoplasm. The record is from RefSeq and is a predicted model, not a curated record. The transcript is spliced from 9 exons. Lineage: Eukaryota; Metazoa; Arthropoda; Insecta; Hymenoptera; Braconidae. Bases 38 to 1699 code for a protein of 553 amino acids. Gene Ontology annotation, molecular function: ATP binding; 3'-5' DNA helicase activity; four-way junction helicase activity. Gene Ontology annotation, biological process: double-strand break repair via homologous recombination.
UAAAAAUCUAUUAUUAAUAGAUUUAUUGUUGUUAAAAAUGAAUCAAGUUUUAAAAAAUUAUUUAGGUUUUUUUGGAUACAAUGAUUUUAAGUCAAAAUUACAACAUCAAGCAAUUGUUAAAAUUCACGAAGGAAAAGAUGUAUUUAUUAAUUUUCCACGAGCAAGUGGUAAAUCACUUUGUUAUCAACUUCCAGCUUUUGUAAAACGUAAAAAAUGUGCUAUUAUUUUUGUUUCUUGUACCAGUUAUUUAAACGAUGAAAUUCAAUUUUUAAAAAGUAGAAACAUAAAAGUUUGUGCUUUUGAUCAUGAUUUUAUGAGAAUUAAAGAUAAAAAAAUUAAAUUACAACAUGAGGAAUUAUUAAAAAGAAAAGAUAUUAAUCUUCUUUAUGUAUCUGUUAAUUUGUGUGAUAAAAAAUGGUUUCAGGAUUAUUUAAAGGAAAAAGUAAGAUUAAAUUUUGUAUCAUUUUUUGUGGUUGAUGAAGCAAAUUGUAUAAGUAAAAAUAACUUAUGUUACAACAAGAAUUAUGAAUCAGUUGUGAAGAUACGUUUAUUAUAUAAUGAAGUACAAUUUGUAGUUGUAACAUCGACAAUUACAUCACAAGUUAAAUUAGAUAUAUUGAAUAAAUUAAAUAUGAAUAAUUCAAUUAUCAUUGAGUCCAAUGAUACAGUUGUUAAAAAUACUUAUAUUGAUGUUAUUUUGAGAGAUCUUAUUGACAAUCCACAUGAUCACAUGAAACAACUUAUAAAAUUUUCUCUCAAAAAUGAAAAUGAUCGUGCUAUUAUAUUUUGUAGAACAGUUGAACAAACACUUUUAAUAUCCAAAGAAUUAUCACAACAAGGAGUACCAACAAUUAUCUACAAUUCAAGUAUAUCAAAAAAUCAACAGUAUGAACAUAAAAAUUUGUGGACAAGUGGACAAGUUAAAGUUAUUGCAACAAAUCAUAAUUUUAUUUUUGGAUUAAAUUAUCAAUUUGUUAGAUGUGUUAUUCACUGGACAAUUCCACAAUCAAUGACACAAUAUUAUCGUCAAAUAUCAACAGCUGCUCGUGAUGGUAAUUUGUCAGUAUGUCGUGCUUACUACAGUUUAGAGGAUGCUGCUGAAUUAAAGCUAUAUUUGUUUAAUAAAUCACAAGCUAUUAAUGAUGAAUCAAAAAUACUAAAUGAUUAUUUAUUUGGAACAAAAUGCAGACACGUAAUUUAUUCAGAUUAUUUUGGAAAAAAAUCUGAAUGUUGUGGUAAUUUAUGUGAUAAUUGUGCACAUGGUGAAUCUGUGAAAAAUAUGUUGAGUCAAUUUGAUAAAUUAAAAUCAACAAGGUUAUUGACAAAUAUUGCUCAAAAUAAAAUUAUCAAAGCAAAGGAAAUUCGAAAUAAUAAAAAAACCAAAACUCGAUAUAAUUAUCUUGAUACAAUUAGAGAAUUGCCUGAUAAACUUCAACCGUAUGCUCAAGUUUAUAAAUCACAUGAAUCAAACAAUGAUUAUGAUCAUCGUCUAUGUAUUCGUACAUUUAAUUUUCAUGUAUUAUUUAGAAAAUUGUAUAAAAAUUAUACAAGUAAUGCUGAUGAAUCUAGUAUUGCCUUGAAUUUAUCAGAUAUUUUAAGACUCGGAAGAAUUCUUGAAUUUUAUUUAGCAAGUUAUUCGCAAGUUGGACAUAUGUACAGAAAAAAUAUGCUCAAUGUUGUAAGUAUUAAAAUUAAAUAA